AAGCAUUCAAAAGAGAAAGAUGGCCAAUCUUUCAACUCUAACUGGGAUGUUUCUGGUGCUAGAGCUGGCAAUGUCGGUCAGCGCGCGCACUUGGGCUACCAAGGACGAGAAUUCCGGUGGUGGCAGGCCACUAACUGAGGAGGAGAUAGGGGCAUGGAUAAAUGUUCUGAGGGGAGCCGAGAUUGCUCUUGAAGCUGAUAAAAUUCAAACAGCUAGUGCCAUGGUUGCAGGAGUUGCUGCCAGGUUAGAUGCUAUCGAUUUGCCUGACGAUGUGAAAGAAGCCAAGCUUCAAGAAAUGAUGAAAGCAAUUGAGCAGUCGAAGAAGAUAAUAAAUCCAAAGCUGUAGCUCUCAUUAACGCAAUUGGAGCGGAGUUCGAACACCAACACAGAAAUGCGCGAGGAAGAGGAACUCUGCAGAGGCAGUUACACCAAACUGAAAAUUUGCACAGCGUACAGCCGGUGCUAGCAGGCCGUUUGAAAGAUGCCUUCACAGCUAUUAAAGACAGGAAAUAGCCAAAGCUGAACGGAUUCUCCACGG
Rosa chinensis is the source of this 538-nucleotide messenger RNA. RefSeq lists its product as uncharacterized. The record is from RefSeq and is a predicted model, not a curated record. Bases 20 to 346 code for a protein of 108 amino acids. Lineage: Eukaryota; Viridiplantae; Streptophyta; Magnoliopsida; Rosales; Rosaceae. The transcript is spliced from 2 exons.